ACACGGUGAGACCCUGUCUCAAAAAUAAUUGGAUUUCUGUGUCCAUUUAUUUGGCUGCGGUUAAUUUCAUGGAAGACUGACGCUUCUUCAUAGCAAAUCAGCAGGAAAGAUUUUCUGUGCGUUCUUGUUUUUCCAGUACCUGUUUGUUCUAGACAUAGUUGAUUUAAGAAGCAACAAACAACUUUCCUGUUUACUUGGAGGCAGAGCAGACAGGUGGCAUUGCGUUUAAAUGAAAAAGAUGGUAAAAAGUUUAUGUUUAUCUCCAAGAGAUGAGGGAACACCAUCUGUCCUUGCUGUUGCCAGGAUUCCUAGGAAAUAAAAAUUCCAGGAAGUACAGAACAUAAAAUAUUAUGGCUGAUAUGUUUCUAAAUGAUGAAUUUCAUAGUAAAUCUUUCGUUGUUAUCUUAACCACGUGACUGCAGCGCUUUCUCUAGAAAGCCCCACCCACAACUGACACAGGAGAGGUCUCUCACUAAAAGUCAAGGGCUGAGGGAGCUGGGAGGAAACUCGGUUGUAGGAAGUGACCAAGUUCACUCCUGGAUACUGGUUACAAGCCAAGUCGUUAGCAUUGCCUGGAGAGCUGCAAGGGUUUCUGUGACGAUGGUGAUGUCGCUGCUGUCAGCUUCCCUCUGCUACUUCAGAAGGCUGCAUCUACAUCUAGGGCACCGGCUGAAGUGGUGGAUUGGCUAUCUGCAGAGAAAAUUCAAAAGAAACCUCAGUGUGGAGGCAGAAGUAGAUUUACUCAGCUAUUGCGCGAGAGAGUGGAAAGGAAACACGCCGCGUGCCAAACUGAUGCGGAAGGCCUAUGAGGAGCUGUUCUGGAGGCACCAUAUUAAAUGUGUUCGGCCAGUGAAGAGAGAUAACUACGACGCUCUCAGGUCCGUGCUGUUCCAGAUCUUCAGCCAGGGUCUCUCUUUCCCAUCAUGGAUGAAAGAAAAAGACAUUGUGAAGCUUCCUGAAAAGCUACUCUUUUCUCAAGGCUGUAACUGGAUCCAGCAGUACAGUUUUGGACCUGAGAAGUAUACAGGUUCCAAUGUGUUUGGAAAGUUACGGAAAUGCGUGGAGUUACUGAAAACGCAGUGGACCGAGUUUAGUGGGAUGAGAGAUUAUCACAAGAGAGGGAGCAUGUGCAACAUCCUCUUCUCCGACGCCAUCCUGGAGUACAAGCUGUACGAGGCUGUGAAGUUCAUCAUGCUCUACCAGGUCACGGAAGUGUACGAGCAGAUGAAGACGAACAAGAUCAUCCCCGGCCUUUUCCGACUCCUGUUUUCCAGGGAGUCCUCCUCAGACCCUCUGAGCUUCAUGAUGAAUCACCUGAAUCCCAUGGGGGACACCUGUGGACCGGAGCAGAUUGACAUGUUUAUACUCGGGUAUUCCCUCCAAGUAAAGAUAAAAGUGUUCCGACUGUUCAAGUUUAACUCCAGAGACUUCACAGUCUACUACCCUGAGGAGCCUGUGAGGGAGUGGCCAGAGAUCUCCCUGCUGACUGAGAAUGACCGCCAGUACCACAUUCCCGUCUUUUAAGUCCCCGAUGGACUGAACAUUGGCUUUUCUCAGUGACAGCGGUCAUACUUGCAAGAGAAAUAUUUCUGAAAAGCUCACAGUACCGUUUUAGCCAAGGAGGACUAUGGGAACACUGGGUGGGGAGAGCCACUGAUUUCCUCCACCGCCACACACAUUUGGGGUUUGGCAGGUUGGAAGAGAUCUCCUCGGUUCACACCUGUGCCUUUAAGACAUAGAGAGACUUCAUGUGGACAAAAAGACAAGGGAAACGGCUGACCUCAGUUGCAGGAACUUUUCAUCUCUGACCUUUGUGUUUUUUAUCAAGAGGGAUCUCUCUGGGGAUUCGGGACGAUCAUAAAUAAACAUGUUUUAUAAGCAUUACCUUCCUGGGAUUCUUUGUUGUUUACUAAUUUUGUAGAACCACCUGAUUAAUGUUAAAAUAUUGUGUGUGCAAGAAAACCCACACACAGAACCAACUAACCUGGCCUCA
Molecule: messenger RNA, 1993 nt
Organism: Microtus ochrogaster (prairie vole)
Lineage: Eukaryota; Metazoa; Chordata; Mammalia; Rodentia; Cricetidae
Gene: Otulinl
Product: OTU deubiquitinase with linear linkage specificity like
Exons: 8
Coding region: 601-1524 (307 amino acids)
Source: RefSeq, a predicted model, not a curated record